CGGAAGUGAUGAUUUUUUGGUUGGGCGGGAAGUGGGUUUGGGCGGUUGGUGGGUGAACCCUUCUAUAUACGAUGCCACCCGUUACAAACCAAUGUUCAACCCGCGGCGCGAAGAGAACUGCUUUUCCGUCACGCCCGAACGAAAAUACUACAAAGUCGAAUGGCAAACCAACCCGUUCACAGGCACGUUAAUUAUACCUCGUUUCGGAAAACAAAGACUCUAUAAUGAGGCAGCGUCAAUGGCGUUUAUCGCUAGGCAUAUGAGUAUUCCAAUCCCUGAGCUAUAUUGUUGCUUCGAAGAUGAUGAAGCCGUCUAUCUGGUUAUAGAGUAUAUUGAGGGGGUAAGCAUGAAUGCGCUUGCAGAGGAGAAACAGAAGGUUAUCCAAAAGGAACUAGAGGUUUAUUUGGAGAAGAUAAAGCCUUUUGAGACUGAGGAGCUAGUAUUUAAUCAUGACGACUUGCCGACGUAUAACCUGGUCGUUGAUCCCGUGAUACUAAAGUUUGAAGGGAAGUUCUUCAAGAGGGUAAAAGCUUCGGUUCCGUUGCAAAGGGAGGAGAAUGACGAGGAUAGAUUACUUGAUAUCAUGAUUGAGAAUGGGCUGAGAUGA
Molecule: messenger RNA, 607 nt
Organism: Hyaloscypha bicolor E
Lineage: Eukaryota; Fungi; Ascomycota; Leotiomycetes; Helotiales; Hyaloscyphaceae
Exons: 4
Coding region: 92-607 (171 amino acids)
Source: RefSeq, a predicted model, not a curated record